AUGUUUUCCCGGCUUGCUGUGGAGUUGACAAAUGUCAAGGCAGGGCGACUCGCCCCGCUGUGGCAGAUAGGCCGGCGCGCAGGGCCUCCCUGGAAUGUGGCUAGGAGCGGCUCACACGCCGUAUAUAUACCGGGCGCCGGGACCCAGACGGCAAGUGUUGUGGGCGACGCAGCGGGACAGCAACAACAGCAGGGACAGCAGCAGACGACGACCACCAUGAGGACCCUGGCAGUACUGGCAGCGCUGGUGGCAGUGUGCACGGCAGGUGUGAUCCCCGGCUACCCGGGCGCUUACUACCCUGGCGCCUACCCCGGAGCAUACCCGGGCGCAUACCCUGGAGCGCCGCACGCGGCCCCCGCUGUGCCCGCGGACACCCCUGAGGUAGCUGCAGCCAAGGCGGCGCACUUCGCCGCCGUUGCUCAGGCCACCGCCGCCGCUGGGGGCGCUGCCCAUGCCCCAGCUGCCCCUGCAUACCCAGGUGCAUACCCAGGUGCCUACCCAGGCGCCUAUCCUGGAGCCUACCCAGGCGCCCCUCAUGCUGCACCUGCUGUGCCCCAGGACACCCCGGAGGUGGCAGCGGCCAAGGCGGCGCACUUUGCGGCUGUAGCGCAGGCGCAGGGCGCCGCCCACGCCCCCGGCGCGCCCUACGGAGUGCCCGGCGCGCCCUACGGAGUGCCCGGCGUGCCCUACGGCGCGCCCCACGCCGCCCCCGGCGUCGGGCCCGGCGGGGUGCCGCAGGACACGCCCGAGGUGGCCGCCGCCAAGGCCGCCCACGCCGCCGCCCACGCGCGCGCCAGCGGCGCCGCCCACGGCCACUACUACGGCUGAGCACGUGACCCGACCGCCGGUCGGCCCGCCCGUCACACCCACCACCGACGCUGAACGCCAUGCGACGCCCAGCUACCCCAACACUUCUGAAAGACGACGCUGUCCGCAAUUUUUUUUGUACAUACGCUUGUUUUUAUUUGAGCAUAAUAUAUUUUUGCAAUGAACUGAA
Schistocerca nitens (vagrant locust) is the source of this 997-nucleotide messenger RNA. RefSeq names its product cuticle protein 18.7-like. The coding region runs from base 1 to 828 and encodes 275 amino acids. The record is from RefSeq and is a predicted model, not a curated record. The transcript is spliced from 3 exons. NCBI's taxonomy places the organism in Eukaryota, Metazoa, Arthropoda, Insecta, Orthoptera, Acrididae.